Messenger RNA from Perca fluviatilis (European perch), 3018 nucleotides. It is a transcript of the gene prr5a, whose product is annotated as proline rich 5a (renal). Gene Ontology annotation, biological process: TORC2 signaling. NCBI's taxonomy places the organism in Eukaryota, Metazoa, Chordata, Actinopteri, Perciformes, Percidae. The record is from RefSeq and is a predicted model, not a curated record. The coding region runs from base 224 to 1603 and encodes 459 amino acids. The transcript is spliced from 11 exons. Gene Ontology annotation, cellular component: TORC2 complex.
CAGUGAGCGAGCGAGUGGCGGCGCGUGCCUCAUGAAUGAGUCCCCCUCCAAAGCACAGCAGGUCGGACCCUUCAUCCGCCUGCACCCUGAUGCCCGUGUGGGUGCGCAGACCGGCGGGGAACAGUAGAGGAGCCAGCCGCUGAGCCCGGACAGUAAACACUUGGCAUUAGUGCUACAUGACCGUUUCAUCCCGUGAGGAACAGCACGACAGGAUAAAGGCACGAUGCUUGAUGGACUCAGGCGGAGGCACGCCUCCCGGCCCUCCUCACGACCCCUGUCACUCAACUUCAGCACCUUCUCUGCCCCUCCCCCAAGCCCAGACAUGGAAAGCAGCAGUGAGCAUCCAAUCAGGAGGACUCUGCACCGGCUGAAGUUGAUGAGCUCCCCCAGCCUCAGCGAGCUGGGGAAAAGUGAGAAAAGUUCACCAGAGGACAGAGGAGAGAAGCAGAAGAGGGCAGGAGCCAACGCCACCUGGAACAGCAUCCACAACGCUGUCAUCGCCGUCUUCCAGAAGAAAGGUUUGGCAGAUAACGAACUCUACGUCCUCAACGAAGGUGUCCGGCAUCUGUUAAAGACUGAGCUGGGUUUUUUCUUCACAGAAUACCUUCAGAACCAGUUGCUUACAAAAGGCAUGGUCAUUCUUCGGGAUAAAAUAAGGUUCUACGAAGGUCAGAAGUUACUCGACUCUCUGGCAGAGACCUGGGACUUCUUCUUCUGUGAUGUUCUCUCGAUGCUGCAGGCCAUCUUCCAUCCGGUUCAGGGCAAGGAGCCCUCUGUGCGACAGCUAGCUCUGCUUCACUUCAGAAACACCAUAGUUCUGAGCGUAAAGUUAGAGGACGCCCUGUCUCGACCUCGGGCCCGCGUGCCCCCCUCUGUUACACAGAUGCUGCUUAUUCUACAGGGGGUCCAUGAGUCACGCGGUGUAAAUGAGGACUACUUGAGGCUCGAGUCCCUGAUUCAGAAGGUGGUCUCGCCCUACCUGGGCACACACGGGCUUUACUCUGGGGAUGGUGCUGAGGACCAUUGCUGUGUUCUGGAGAAGCGUUUACCGUGGGGCUGGUCCAAGUCUACGGAUCAACCGUCUAAAAACCCUGUGGUACGAUCGAAAAGCUACAAUAUCCCUCUGCUGCUGACCCCUGUGGCUGAAUAUGACCCAGAUGCCAGCUCUGUUGGCAGUGGAGGAAUUCGGCGCCACUCGGCCUGUGAGAUUAUAACAUGCCUGGAGGAACAAGGACUGGCCUACGCUGACUUGGCCUCAUCUGAACUGUCUGGCCCCUCCUCAAACAGGCUGUGUGUGGGCUCCCAGUUCAAUGGUAUUGUACAAGCGGGAGCGAGUGCCAUGGACUUGCCUCUUUCGUCUCCCUGUAUCCUUCCACUUCAUUCCUCAGGAGCUCUGCAUGGCACUGAGGCCACAACAACAAUGACUGAUCUAAGUAAGGGAGCAUCCUCCACGCCGCCCAGCGAAUCAUCCAGCCCUGAAACCAUUAUUGGACAAGUGCUAGAGUCUGCAGACUCAGACUCAGAUGGGAUAUUUAUUGAUUUCCCACCUCACUCCUCAGAGGCUAUGGGGUACUGCCGCGAGAGCAGGCAGAGCACUGUGUAGCUGUGGUUGCCUUUAGGAACACACACACACACCCCUUUUCAGUGUGUACGUUGAUAAUUUGUGGGACAGAUUUAAGAUAAAACUACAUUUCAUUAAGUUGGUACCAUCUUCCUUUGUUACGAGUCAAUUCCAAGUGCUUUCACUAGUGAGUGAAAACCUUGCAACUUUAACAUGUCUAGUUUUUAAGAGCUAAGAAAAACAUCUUUGUCCAACUAAUUACAAAGCAAAUACCAGUGGAAUUAUUAUUAUUAAAAGGACUGAAAUAUUUUACCAGGUUUUUAAUUUGAAGACACCGUAGCUGUGACUUUAGCCAAGCUUUUUAUCCUGAGCUUUCAAAUAUUUUCAUAAACCCAAAUAAAUCAGAUUAAGACAUAAGUCUGGUGAUAUUCUAUAUUUUUCUUAUAGACAACAAAUUCCAUGAAAAGACCAAAAUCAAUGAUAAAUUGAUCCCAGUUUGCUUCUGUAGCCAAAGCCUGAUUUAUUUUAUUCUACUGCCACAGACCUCAAUUUUGUCCCAAAACUACUAAAAACACAUUAAUGAGCCAAAUAGUUGCACUGACAUGUUUCUUCUUUUGGAUGAACAUGGGCACUGUAGUUUAUUUUGACUCAAUCCCACAUACACAUCGCUUGUACUGUAAAUACUCAAUACAUCAACAAAUGUAUAUUAAUCUGUGGCUGGAAAUAGUCCCCAGCAAAUGCAGUAUUUACUCCUGUUUAAGUAACUUCUGCUAAAAACUACAGUGCUCAGCUCUUUAAGGGACUUAUUUAGCUAGAAUUUUAAACUAUAUUAUUGUGACUCAUUUUUUAAAGAUGUAUCUUUAGUAUAAACAAAUGGGUUUGGAGCUGAGACAUGCUGGGGAAGUCAGAGUAUUGAGAGAUGGACUAACACAUUGGUGGUUUUGGUCUUUUCAUAAGAUAUGUUGACAAUAUCAAAAAUAUACACUAUAGUUAAUAUUAACCCAUAAAGGAGCAUGUAAUCUUUCCACUGGGGUUAAAAUCAGAGUUAUGAGGUUUUCAAACAGCAUUAGUUUCUUACCUUUACUGGAGGAGAUGGCUGUUAAAGCCACCAUUUACAUGGAAAAGUGACAGAAAGUUAACAUAUUUAUCAUGGAUUUUUUUGUAUAUGUGUAUUUUUAAUCUCGCAACUGUUUACGCUUCGUUGUCUGCCUCUUGGCAGUAACACAGUAAUGAGGUCUUCUGCUCUCUCUUUUGUACGACAUCUUAUGAAAAUGUGGACUGUUGAAUUGUUUUCAUUGUCAGCGGCGGUUAUAGAGGUCUAAUGCAAACUUCACUUCUUAGAGCAAACAUCAGUGUGACAGUAUUUGCUUUUCUGUAUUAGCUCUGUAAAGCAGGACUUUAAGGAAUGACAAUGUUUAUUGUUUACAUUUGAUAAAGACAUGAACAUUUUGACUGAA